This is a messenger RNA of Colias croceus (clouded yellow), 4034 nucleotides long. It is a transcript of the gene cos, whose product is annotated as kinesin-like protein costa. The coding region runs from base 200 to 3004 and encodes 934 amino acids. The record is from RefSeq and is a predicted model, not a curated record. Gene Ontology annotation, biological process: microtubule-based movement. Lineage: Eukaryota; Metazoa; Arthropoda; Insecta; Lepidoptera; Pieridae. The transcript is spliced from 6 exons. Gene Ontology annotation, molecular function: ATP binding; microtubule motor activity; microtubule binding.
UUUUGACAGGAGCUCCAAAAAUAAAUAAAUAUUUAUAUUUUAUAAUUUAACACAAAUAUACGUUGGUGUCUGAAAUAAUGUAAUAGGAAGCAAUAUAGUUUUGAUAAUAUGAUCAAAAGUUCAAUUAUUGAUAAAAGUUCUGGUGCCAUCCGAUACCGAUUUGUGACACAGUGAAAAUUUUCAAGUAUCCACGAUAAAAAUGGAUAUACCUGUGCAAAUAGCUAUUCGCUUGAAGCCUCCAAGCAUUGCGGAUUCACUACAAUGUAUAUUCAGCAAUCCUGUAACGCAAAUCGUUAUAACAGAGAGUGGCCAAACAUUUCAUGUAAAUAGAGCCUUACCCGUAGACUGCACGCAAGCUCAUCUCUUUAAUUCAUUUAUGAUUCCACAAAUCAACUGUUUCCUAGAUGGUUGUGAUACUUCAGUUGUGGUUUUUGGUCAGUCAAAGACAGGAAAAACUUACACAUUAUUUGGUCCAGGUUUUGAAUGCAUACACAGUGAAUGCGACCAAGGUAUUGUUCCAAGAUUUUUAACAGAAAUAUUUCACAAACUCAGUCAAAUGCCUGAGAGGGAAUUUAUAUUACAUAUAACAUGGAUGCAAGUUAUCAACAACAAUAUAUUUGAUGUGCUUGGAGGUGGACUAAUUAGGUGUUGUAAUAUUGAAGAAGCAUUUCAAUAUUUGCAAUUAGGCUGGCGGCAAAGGUGUAUUGGUAAUUAUCACACUGUCUUCACAGUCAGUAUGGAGCAAAAGUGGGUUGGAACUAAUGGAGUUCUUAAUCAUAGGAUGUCAACAGCUAGCUUUUGUGAACUUGCUGCUUAUCCAGAACCUGGCCUGUUUGCCUUAGAGAGUAUAAUUAAAGAAUUAGUUGCUGGUAAUCCACCUAAACAAAUCAAUUAUGAUAGAUGCAUUCUAACAGCUAUGUUGAGAGAUUCUUUUGGUGGAAGAGCUUUUACAUGGGUCAUUGGAUGCAUAAGUACAGAACCAGAGGAAUAUCAGGAUACUCUAAAAACACUCAAUGUGUGUUUGUGUUGCCGUGGCAUUAAGAAUUUUGUUACUGUAAAUUUGUUUGCUGAUAAUAACACACCUGUAUAUUCUGAAAAGAGUGCUUUACCAUCAGAUAAUGCAUUUAACUUGCAAUUUGCUACUACACAGUGGAUAAAGCUAGUUUCAAAUGCAGAAGGCUUAUUCAAUAAAAUAUUACAAUCUAAAUCAUUAUCUGAGACAGAUAUGAAUCAAGUUAGUGAAUGGUUGUUUUUAAAAGCUGAGUGUGAUGAAUGUCUUAAUAGUGAAAUAACUGUAGAUAAUAAAGAAAUCAAUACAAAGCAAGGAUUGCCUAGAAUAGCUGAAGAUACAGAGCCCAGUGAACCAAGUGAAUCAGAUGUUGAGUCUGAUUCAGAGGAUAGUGAUUCAGAAACUGUUUUUCAAGAUAAGGUAGAAAAGAUGAUGGAAUAUUUUAGGGAAAAAAAUGAUCAGUUGUAUGCUGAGAGAUGUGAAGAGUAUUUAAAUCAUAUUGAUUCAGAUGAUAUUACAAUAUCUGAAACAAGCGGAUCUCAAUCAUUGCCUGUGAUGACUUCACAAUCAAAUUCUGGAAGAAGAAGAACUAUUCAACCUGGUGAAAGUAUAUCUGGUGCUCAGUUGGAACUUUUAAGGAAGGUAGCAGCUAAAGCAAUCUCACCUGAAUCUCAGAAAAUUCUAAUAGAAUCUCAUAAAAAAGAAAUAGACCCUGAACCAAAACUGAUAGAAAGAGAAUUGUUGAAAAUGAUAGACAAUCCAAAAACAACAGAAAUAUGCAAAAAAUAUAAGAUGACAAAAGAAAAGUAUGCACAAAAACAAGUUCUAGCUAGGAAAUUGUCAAAAGAGAUUAGUACUAGUCAAUCUCAAUUAAAAGAGUUAAUUAAUCUUUGUAUAUCUAAAAAAAGGCUCAUUGAUGACCUGACUAGGAGCAUUUCAAAUAAUACUCGUAAUAAGUCAUACACAGAGAGAGUAGAAUCAAAUAUUAUAGAAAUGGACUCUAUAAAAGAAAUAAAAAGACACGAAACUAAUUUAAAGACUUAUAAAAAACAAAUUGACCAAAUCAAAAGGCAAAUAAAGAAAGAUGAGAAAAGAAAGAAUACAUUAGAUGUUGAGUUACUUAAGGAUAAAUUAAAAUUAGAUGAACUAUCAGAAACAUCUGUUGAUUUAAAGGAUAAAAAAGUGCAUACAAUUAAACACUUUACAAAUAGAAUCACUCAACUAGAUACCAUAUUAAAAGAAAAGGCGAAUGAUCUAGCAAAUUUGGAACUUUCAAGAGAAAAAGAACUGAUGUUGAGAAAAGAAAUUAAGAAUUUGCGUAAAGCUAGAGAGUGCUUACAUGAACAGCGGUGUAGUUUAGGACAUAAGAGAAAAUUAUAUAAAUCACUUUCAGAUUCUGAGGAACGAAAAUUGCUAGAAUGUGAAGAAGCUAUAGAAGCUAUUGAUACAGCAAUAGAAUAUAAGAACAAUUUAAUUUGCGGAAGAUCCCCUUCUGCAUCGUUAUCAGAUUCACCAGAUAACAAGGAUUCCAGGAGUAGAGGGGAACAGAUGUUGAUGGCAAGGCUAGAUAAAUUGUCACAUGAAGAAAUGAAAACACUGCUUUAUAGGUAUUUCCAAAAGGUGGUAGACUUGCGUAGUGCGUGUGCGGCGCUGGAAGCGGGCGCGGCGGCGGCGGCUGAGGAGGCGGCCACGUGGCGUGCGCGCGCCGCCGCUGCUUGGCGACACGCGCAGAGAUCGCGACCGCCGCCCAAUCGAUGUCUAGAUGGAGGGAAUUUCGAUAGAGCCCUAUCAUUGGGGAUAACAACAGAUUCGGAAACGUCGGACGAUGCGAUGCGAUUAGUUGAUCGAAUGCGACAGCUCGCUAGAUACCCACCGGCCCCUAUAAUUCCCAGUCAAAACUUACGCCAACUCAUGCCAGCUACUCAUUUACCAGUCGCCAAAGUUACAAAAGAGAAAAACAAACUCGUGAUUGUACAGCAGAACAAAAAACACUGAUAUUAUAGUUUUGUUAAGUAUGUAUUUUUUUUAAAUACUCAUUAUUUAUUAAUUGUAAUCUAUCUGAUAAUUAUUACAUUCGCUCUUUUUAAUGUUUGUAUAGUGUUACACCGUUUUACUUAUUUAGUGUAAUUAUUGUAUUUUGUAUUUUUAAAUAUUGACGAGGCAUUUAAGACGAUUUUAUUUUACAAAUAUGACACAAGCUAGAGUGAUUUUAAACCAUUGUCACAUGCAAUAAAUUAUUUAAUUUGGAAGACUGCAGUUCGGUGAUAUAAGAAUUUAUAUUAAUUAAAUCGGUAGAAAUUUUGAAUCAUCACAACAGUAGACAAUAUAGUGGAUUUUUGUCAAAUAUUUAAGUAUAAUAAUUGAAUUGAUGAGAUCCUUAUAAUCUAUACAGUUUCAUAUUAAGUCUUUGUUCUUUCACUCUUUAAGCUAUUUAUCAUUAAAUUGCAAUGCAUAUAAAAUGGUUGAUAAGAUAAGAUUGGAAAAGGUUCUAUAAAGAAUGCAAUUUUGAUUCUGCUUGAUGCGAUAUAGCUAUAAAACUCAGUAUUGCUGCUAUGAAUUUUGAUUAAGUUUUAUGUAAUUCUUAAAUGUUACCUUUAGCUAAACCACAUGAGUAUGAAGUACCAGAGUGAAAGAAGUUUUAAAGACCUUUAACUUUAUUGCUUGUUUCUAAUGAUCUGAUGGUAUAACUGUUUUAUUGUCUAUCUAUUUGUGUCUAAAAUUUUCUGCUUUACCCAUUUAUGAACUAGAUAAGUGUGCGUUACGUAUUUAUAUAGACGUUCCUUAAACUUUAUAAAAAUGUUAGAAUUGGAUGCUUGGGAUUAGUCUUAAUUAUGAUAGUACACGCGCUAGCCAAAUAUUCAGUACUUCUGUAAACAGUAGAGUUGCUCAAAUAAAACAAGGUUUUAACUUUUAGCAUACACGUUUAUUCGCUAUAUAAUUCGAUUUUGCUAUUCAGAUUACAUUUUAUUAACAUUGUUCAAUUUAUGUACACUUUGUAUUGUUAAUAAAAUUUUAAUCAAGAAAA